Molecule: messenger RNA, 2691 nt
Organism: Triticum urartu
Lineage: Eukaryota; Viridiplantae; Streptophyta; Magnoliopsida; Poales; Poaceae
Molecular function (GO): RNA binding
Source: RefSeq, a predicted model, not a curated record
AUGGAAGCGUGGGGGAUUUAACCCUAAACCUCCCUCCAGAGUUCCCUCUUAGUUCUCGUACGCACGCCGAGUGUUCUCCUCCAGAUCUGCCCUAGCUUUCUUGUUGCCCGCUGCCUCCCCGCUUCCGCCCCCGCCGUGGUACUGGCGGCCGCCAUGUCGCGCCCACCCGCCGCCGCCCAACCCAACCAACCGAUGAACGCUGCGACCCCCACCCCCAGGCCCAACCCCGCCCCGAUCGCGUUUGCUGGCCCCUUCCAGCCCCCCGGCGUUCCGCGGCCGGCGCCGUACCCGGCGCCCUUCUACCAAACGCGGCGGCCGCUGGUAUUUCCGCCCGUCUUGCCACCCGGCACUUUCCAUGGGCCUCGCGUAUACCAGCCUCCACCACCACCGCCGGGUGGAUUCGGUCCGCACCCAGGCACCCCCCUUAACCCGUUCGGUCUUCCAGGCUUCCAUCCAAGCCACACAUAUCAUCCUGUUAGUGUGUUAUCACAUCAGCGGCCAGCGGUAAUUGAUGGAGCUUUUGGUCCUGGAGCCGUGACUAGACCACCUAUCACACCUGUUCCUCCAGCUAAUGUUUUUGGUCCUGGAGCCAUGGCAAGACCACGACCACUUAUGACACCUGUUCCUGCAGCUAAUGUUUUUGGUCCUGGAGCCGUGACUAGACCACCUAUCGCAUUUGUUCCUCCCGCUAAUGUUUUUGGUCCUGGAGCCAUGGCUAGACCACCUAUCGCACUUGUUCCCCCAGCUAAUGUUUUUGGUCCUGGAGCCGUGGCUAGACCACCUAUCGCACCUGUUCCUCCAGCUAACGUUUUUGGUCCUGGAGCUGUGGUUAGACCACCUAUUGCGCCUGUUCCUUCAGCUAACGUUUUUGGUCCUGGAGCUGUGACUAGACCACCUAUCGCACCUCUUCCUUCAGCUAACGUUUUUGGUCCUGGAGCUGUGACUAGACCACCUAUCGCGCCUCUUCCUCCAGCUAACGUUUUUGGUCAUGGAGCUGUGACUACACCACCUAUUGCGCCUGUUCCUCCAGCUAACGUCUUUGGUCACGGAGCCAUGACUAGACCACCUAUGACACCUGUUCCUCCAGCUACUGAUUUUGAUCCUGGAGCUGUGACUAGACCUCAUAUCGCACCUGUUCCUCCAGUUAAUGAGCCACAAUUUAAAGUAUAUGUUGGCAAGAUUGCAUCAACAGUGGACAAUGACUUUGUUCUUUCUCUUCUUCAGGUCUGUGGAAUUGUAAAAAGUUGGAAUCCAGUCACAAAUCCAAUUGGUGGAACUCCUACUGGGUUUGGCUUUUGUGAUUUUGAAUCUGCCGAAGGCAGUCUUCGUGCAUGGCGGUUGCUCAACAAACUAAGAAUUGAUGGUCAAGAGCUGUUGGUUAAUGUCAAUGAAGCCACGAGCCAGCACCUUCAGAAAUACUGUGAGAAUACUACAGAAGAGAAGGCCAAUGAAACUGAUAUGGCUGCUAUGCAAACGAUACACAGUAUGGUUGAAGAGAGAAUGAGGUGUAAAUUUCUGGGUUCACCAAUUCAGUCUGUUCAGGCAUCUACAAGCAUCAGUGAUGAGAAAGGCGAUGGUCAUACAAGGAGUGGUGCACUGGAGGAAAGGACAAGCAAGAGACAACGUGAAAAAGAGGAACAUUUAGGGGAAAAUAAAGUUGUUUGUUUGCAAGGUUGGAAAGAUAAAGAAGUGAUUUCAGCUGGAAAGCCUUCUCUGCAAAUUGAUGCGAUAUCAUCAACGUAUGUUCCCAUGGAGCCUGAAUCUACAAUUGAACACGAGAGGAAACGUCAGCGCAGGGAAAUAGAUGGGUUUCAUAAGAGCAAUGGUGAAGGUAAGGGCAUUGUAUCUGUACCAGUGCUAGUCUCAGAUAAGCUGAACAGCAGUUCCCCAGGAGAAAAGGUGAAUUCUGAAUUGCAAGCUACAUCCAAGUCAGGGAACAAGGAAACUUUGGAUGCAGAACAGUUGCUUGCUGCUAUCCCUAAGACGAAGGAAGAACUAUUUGCUUAUGAUGUUAAUUGGGCAAUUUAUGAUAAGCAUGGAUUGCAUGAGAGAAUGAGGCAUUGGGUUUCAGAGAAGUCGAUUGAAGUUUUUGGCGAGGAAAUAGCAGAGUUUGUGGAAUAUGUUGUUGCAUCAACCAAAGAGCAUGUAGACGCACCUAGAAUGUUGGAGGCCCUUGUAUCUCUUAUGGAUGAUUCUGCAGAAAAGUUUAUUCUCUCGUUGUGGACGGAACUUAUAUUUGAAAUUAAGAAAGCUGAAACCGGAUUAGCAUGAAGACAGGGGGAAUGUCACUAUGUCAGUGCCUUCUCGUUGCUCAAGGUCGACGGGUAAUCACAAAGAAAUUGGCUUGGUUCCUUCUCGUUGCUCAAGGUCGGUGAGUAAUCUCAAAAGAGAUUGGCGGAUGACAACCCUUCCUGGCUACCUAUGAGCUGCAGUUGUUGAUAUCUUGGAAUGAAGCAGUCAUUCUGGGCACUGUGUUCUCCUGGCUAUCCUGAAUCUUUCGCUGAUGAAUGUAGAUAGACUUCGCAUGUUGACAUUAACAGCGUGCUGUUGGCGAGAUCAGUUUGUGUUGUAAGUGGAGAAGAAGUGAAAUGGGACUCUUUUCAGCGUGUCCCCCAUGCGGGGAGUCUCUUCGUAGAUAGGAGUAUUAAAUUGAUAAAGCAUAUUUAUUCGGACUUGCUACCGUUCAUUUUU